Messenger RNA from Ooceraea biroi (clonal raider ant), 579 nucleotides. RefSeq lists its product as uncharacterized. NCBI's taxonomy places the organism in Eukaryota, Metazoa, Arthropoda, Insecta, Hymenoptera, Formicidae. The record is from RefSeq and is a predicted model, not a curated record.
AUGGUGGGAAACGUGCCCGUCUCAGUGGGGCCCAAAAUAAAAUAUCUGGGCCUCACACUGGAUGGCCAAUGGUCGUUCGAGGACCACUUUGUGGAGUUGGCCCCCAGAUUGGAGCGUAGGGCGGCAGCUAUAAGCCGCCUCAUGUCCAAUCUCGGGAGCCCACAAGUGAUGGCUCGUCGCCUCUAUGCGGGGGCGGUCCGAUCGGUGGCCCUUUACGGGGCACCGGUGUGGGCGAGCGACCUGGAGGCCAGCCGUCACGCCAAGUUAGUGGUGUGCCGCUUUGAGCGGAGGGUGGCAACCAGAGUCGCUCGCCUUUACCGGACCGUCUCCUAUAGGGCGGCGACGGCUCUCGCGGGGCUGGCCCCCAUUGCCCUCCUGGCGCCCGCGUACGCAGAUGCGUACGAGCGGGCGCGGAGGGCAAAGGAUCAGGGGGUUCGCCUGACCGCGAGAGUCAAGGAGGUCCUCGGGCGACAGGCUCGGCAAAUGGCGCUGCAAGCAUGGCAGCGCCAACUCUCCGAUCCGAAUGACACAUCGGGUGGGAAUGUAGCCGAGGCCAUCCACCCAUGUCUGACGAAGUAG